This is a messenger RNA of Bacillus rossius redtenbacheri, 3972 nucleotides long. RefSeq lists its product as uncharacterized. The coding region runs from base 244 to 2331 and encodes 695 amino acids. The record is from RefSeq and is a predicted model, not a curated record. The transcript is spliced from 2 exons. NCBI's taxonomy places the organism in Eukaryota, Metazoa, Arthropoda, Insecta, Phasmatodea, Bacillidae.
GCCGACCGCGCGGCCGGCUUGUUGUAAUAACUUUACGUGUUUGUAAAACACAGGAAAACUUCCCGUCAGGAUGUUUUCCCCGUAGGGGUUUUGCGGCCAAGAAAAUAGCUUAAAAGAGAUGUAAAAUGUUUUCGCGGGGCGGUAAUCCUGUGGAAGGCUGUCAUGCUGCCCGGCCGCGCGGCGACUUGGUAAUGGUUAGAAUUUUUACAGAGUCUUAAGGCGUGAUCAUCUUCCGUACUGACGAUGAGGAUGCUACACAUCGUCCUGGUGCUCCUGCAGCUGGGAAGCAGCAGACAACAUCGACCGCUACCUGAAGGAGCAGUGGGGGUGGUUGCGGGAGCGCAUUUCGAGCCGAUACCUCAGGUAACAUUGUACACUUCAUCGGUACCAGUAAAUUUUAAGGUUGCUUGGCCAAUGCAAUUAGAUGACAUUCAGGAUAGUAUCAAAGAAAUCACUUCUUGUCCCUCCAAUAGUUCAAGUGAAUGGUGUGUUAUUUUCAAAGAAUUAAAACAUAGCUUAAUUUAUACUGACAUGCUAAUUAAUAAGGUAAACGAAGCAGCAGGGGAUGACGUAUUGGAUUUUCAGUCUCAAGUUCGGGAAAGACGAGGGUUAAAUUUCAUUGGAGAGUUUUUUCAUUGGUGUUGUGACAUUGCCGUCAAUAGUCAAUUGAAUAAUCUUUUCCUAAAUGAACAACAAAUGUCAGAACACAUAAACAAGAUGGAAUCACAAAUUUUAAACACUCAUGAGGCACUGGCAAAUAUGAGCAACACUAUUUUUGUUAUAAACGAGGGAAUGACCGGAAUUCUAAAAAGAGUACAAUCAAAAUUCACAAAUUUGUCUGAUUACUUAAAAUACCUCCAAGAGACUAUGGUGACUAAGUUUUCAGGAAUGGUUCAAGACAUAGGACAUUCAUUCCAGUUUCAGGUACUGUUGGCCUCUCAAUUAGCCAAACAAGCGCAUACAUUUACAAGACUAGAGAUUCUGGACCAGUGCCGGUCAAAUAAAAUACCUGCCAUUGUAGUUACACCAGCUCAAUUGAAAGAGAAAUUAAAUAUGCUAAAUGAAAUUCUUAAUAGGGAUGGUUAUGCGUUGUCCAUAAGUGUAUCAGAAGUUCAGAAAUAUUUUAAUUUACCCAUUUGUAAAUGUCAAGUCCACAAGGAAAAUUUAUACCUUCAAAUUAAAGUACCAAUUGUUAAACUAAAUUCCAAUUGGAGAUUGUUUCAGUUCGUCGCAGUCCCAUUUCAGUGGAAGAACUCAACUUGUCAUUUGGAUCAUGCUCCGAAUUUUCUGGCAGUGGAUGGAGACCAUCUAAUCACUAUUCAGGGUAGAAAUUUAUUAGAUUGUAGACCAUUUGAAGAUAAAUUGUGUUUUGUUCCCAGGUUCUCCGGAGAUACCCUAGGUAGUGCUUUGUGUCCAAAGGCUCUUUUUCAGGGGAUUACCGUUGAAAAUCUUAGUACCACAUGUGCGUUUCGAUGCCAUUCCGGAAACCAACUGAUGAUCACCCAGGCUGGACCAGAGCGGUACUUCCUAACAAACCCGUCAGGAAAAUUAGACUUGCAAUGCAUGAAACAUAACAAUGAAUCUUUAUUUUUAGGAAGUGGAGACAUCCUCGGAGCUGUAGAUAUAGAAGUACCGUGUGAUUGUCGUUUGUAUUUAAACCAAGAACUUAAAAUUAACGAGUUGUAUCCAUGUGAUGCGUUAACAAAAUCUAAAUUUCAAUUGGUACAUGUAAUACCAGCUGCUUGGACGAAGUUACGUAAAUUGAAAAUUUUCCCUCAUCCUACGUCAACACAUACAGUUUUUCCAUCCUUAAUGGAUUGUUUAGAUGAAAAUUGGCCAACUCUAAUACCACAUUUAAAUUUUUCUUUGACAAAGUUUGAAACCCCUUUAGACCCGAUUCAUUUAAGAGAACCAGAAAACGUACCAAGAUUUGUAAUGAAAAACUUACAGAGUAUUGCGCUUUCCAUUGUAAGUAGUGUAUUAUUAUUUAUUAUUAUUAAAAAUCCAUAUCUAGUAGGUAUUGGAACGCUACCAAGAGUAUCCGCCUUGGACAAUGUUACUACCCUUGGCAUAGAAAUAAGUGUAACUGUAAUUACUAUAUUGGUAAUAGUUGGAAUGUUUUUAGUUCUGUUAUUAAAAUAUCUGAGAAAUCGGAAACCCCUCAGUAUGUCUGUAGAAAUCUCGACUACAGUAGAAAAUGCUGUUCCUUCUACCAGUGGAAAGGUAGAAUUAAAAGACAUACUAGCCAGAGAUAAUGGUUGUGUAGCUAAGUUAUCCAGUGAAACUGGGGAGGAAUUGAAAGUAACCAUUUCCAUUUGUGAUGAUCAGUAGUGAAUGAAUUUUGUUCAAUGUAAAGCUUUACCUACGAUUAGAAAAAUUAGAAUUUGAUUAAUGUUUAUGUGAAGGGGCAUGCGCCCAUAAAUAAUUUUUAUAGAACCAAAUAACGAUGGAGGGAGAAUACCAGGUUCAAUAAGGGGAAUUAUGACGUCAGGACUAAUCAUUGAGAAAGUGGGUGGGAUCCUUUCCGUAUUCCCAUUUUCCACCAUAAACCCCCCCCCCCCCCCUUGUGUUUUUAUUAUUCAAGAAGUGACAUUGAUAGUUUUCGUCAAUCGAAGAGAAUGACUUUUGAGGCGGACUUGUUAAGGGCAAUUUCGAAAGGAGUGCGGUUGGGAGAAGAGGACCUGCUUCUACCCAUUGCUGCGGGCUGGUGCCCGUAUCGUCGAAUCGUGUGGUGAUGCACGAUUACCAGGAGUAUCAGCGGUUUGGGAGUGGCCAUGUCCAAGGACAGUGAUUACGCAUCGUGAUAGGGUGUGGCCCCCCAAACAACAAAUUUAUCGAGAAGACUAGAAUUAUCCAUCGUUUGAAACUACUGACCUGACGUUCAAAACAAAGUGUAUAGCAAGACAAGGCCAGUGUAGUUAUAAACUUUCAACCUACACGUGGACACAGUCAAGUUUUUGUUGUAAAUUUUCCUAUUAGGUACCUUACCUUAUCCUUCCUCUACGAAAUGUGGGGGGUAGGCUUUUCUUCAAGAUGUUGAAUAUUGCAGAUGAGUUACGAGUUUAGUUUUUGAAUAGUUACUUGUUUUAAGAAUCUUUAAAAGUUAUUUUUGUGUUGAUACCUGGUAUGACCCUCCUUGGUUAGUUGUGUUGAUCUAUGUUGAUCUCAUGAAUACUUCUUGAUAAACACAUGAAAAUACGUCAUUAACUUAAGUAAGAUAAUUUAAUUGUUUGAUUUGUUCACUAUUAUUUUGAUGUUUGAGAGUUUUUUUUUUAGUUGUUUGUAAUUGUAUGACUCCUGAUGCUGCUCAUGUAUUUUGUGUAGGAAUGGUGUCGUGUACCGUGGAUGACGAGCAGUUGGGAUGAACGACGUCGGGAUGGACCGGCUGGGAGAGGCAGAAGUUGGAGUGGGGUGUGAUUCUGCAGCUCACAGUUCCGCUGGCUGUUCCUGUCUCUGCCCUGAGUUGGUGCAUCUCUUCGCCGUAUCCCUCCUGGCUGCUUGCUGUCCCAAGCAGUGCUAACAUGUGAAAUUUUGUAAAACACACUUGUCCUCCGAGAGGAAAUUGUCAAUAAGUGCUAGUAGAACUUAGAGUUGGUAUUUAUACCUAAACAACAACCACUGUAAUCACUAAUUUAAAUUUGUAACUGGAUCACAUAGAAAUGAUAGGGACAAUUGGUUUUUUUUUUUUUGAAGCAAACUUAAAUAUUCCCCAAGCAUUGUUGUAAGCUUGUGGGGCACAAGCUCCUGCCGCCCGGGGUGAUGUCGCGUAGCUCAAAAUUAUCAUUAAUUUAUUUAAUUAGUUUAUUUGUUGAAAAUACAAUUUUAAAUUCUUUUCGCUAGUUCGGGACUUGGUUUCCCUCACGCUAAGAUGGGGUAACACCUUUGUUGGAUUUGGGUUUGCGGGGGGGCUGGAAGAGUGCGAGUCUUGCACGUCUUUGUCUGGGAACGCAGGCGUGACCGCGUUUCAGCCAG